Messenger RNA from Astyanax mexicanus (Mexican tetra), 1383 nucleotides. RefSeq names its product ring finger protein 181 (gene rnf181). NCBI's taxonomy places the organism in Eukaryota, Metazoa, Chordata, Actinopteri, Characiformes, Acestrorhamphidae. The record is from RefSeq and is a predicted model, not a curated record. Gene Ontology annotation, biological process: protein ubiquitination. Gene Ontology annotation, cellular component: cytoplasm. The transcript is spliced from 6 exons. The coding region runs from base 120 to 590 and encodes 156 amino acids. Gene Ontology annotation, molecular function: ubiquitin protein ligase activity.
AGCUGCGUUUGCGACGCGCCCUCCUGGUUCAGUUCCGUGAUGAUGACAGUGCAGGGUUAGCUCAGCUUUCAGCUCUGACAGCGGCGGAGGCAGCGGCGGGUUAAUUUUCCAGCUCUGGGAUGACUUCAUACUUUGAAGAACAUGACUGUGAACCUACCAAUCCCGAGGAGCAGUACAGACAGAAUGCUCUGCUGGAACUGGCCAGGUCACUGAUGCAGGGCUUGGAUAUAGACUCAGGAUGGAUGGAUGUUUCUGACUGGGAUCAGCGUCUCCCUCCACCUGCAUCCAAAACGGUGGUGCAGAGCCUGCCUCUACAUCGUAUCACUCCACAGCAAGCAGAUAAAGGGCUGAAGUGUCCUGUGUGUUUGCUGGAGUUUGAGGAGGAGGAGAUGGUUCGUGAGAUGCCCUGUAAACAUUUCUUUCACUCCGGCUGCAUCCUGCCCUGGCUAGGCAAGACCAACUCAUGUCCACUCUGUCGAUUUGAACUGCCCACUGACGACGCUGACUAUGAAGAGUUUAAAAAAGACAAGGAGAGAAGAAGGCAGAGAGAACAUCGCUUGGAGGAUCUUCACGGAGCUAUGUACACUUGACCUUCAUACCAACACCCCCCGACCCCUGUCCCCUGAAUCCACACCACACACAAAAACGCACAUUUUUAAUGCAGGGCUGAACUGAUGAGCUGCCUGGACGGCUGGUUUGCGUGUUUCUGAUUUGAGAGGUUGAGUUUGGACCGUGCUCUGGAAAGUGAGACUUCUCUUCUACUUGAAAAUAAUUAGCUAUUUUUAAAAACUUACAUUUUGUAUGCAAAUGCACUAAGAUUAGUGUUGUCUAAAGGACUUGUGAAGUCUGUACCGACUGUAAAUCCCAUCACAUCCUGUGAGUUUCCAUUAUGAGCCUUUUUUGAACACAAGAACUGUGUAUUUUCCAAUGUUAUCUUGUGUCUUUAUCUAUUUAUUUCUGCUUUUUAAUAGAAUUUGAAUUUUUAUCAUGGUGUAAAAAAAAUAAAGCUGCAGUUUAACUCUGAGGAAAACAUUUUGUUGCUUCAUUAACAUCAGCAACGCUGCCUCUCAGAGUGUAGCUCUUCAGCUGAUACAGGAUGAAUUAAUAUAGAAAAAAUAUUAAUAAAAAAUAUGUUAUGAGAAUUAUGUUAUGUGAGAAAUGAAAAAAAGAAAAAGACAAUCUCAGAAAUGUUGAGUGUGAGUUUGUUCUUUUUUUAACCUUUACAAAAACAAUAUUAUAUCAAUAUAAUUACAAUAUAUAAAUAAAAUGUGUUUGUUUUUUUGGUCAUAUUAACUGUCCUGUCCAUUUUAUGUGACCAUUCCAAGAAGAACUGACCAACAGAAAUGCUCCAAAAUGACCUGGAAUAAAAUAUUUUUACACUGA